AUGCUUCCAAGUGGGCAUCUGGUCCCCGUGGGCAUCGCGCUGCUCCUGCCCGCACUGGCGGCAGGGCUGAGCCUGCAGCCGGCCAGGAUGCGGCACCCUGGGGUCUGCCCCAACCAGCUCAACCCCAACCUGUGGGUGGACGCGCAGAGCACGUGCGAGCGGGAGUGCCGGGAGGACCAGGACUGCGAAGGGUUUGAGAAGUGCUGCACCAACGUGUGCGGGCUGCAGAGCUGUGUGGCUGCCCGCUUUGCCGAUGGCAGCGCACCCGCGCCGGCUCCCGCAGCCUCGUGUGAGAGCUUCGUGUGCGUGCAGCAGGGCUCCGACUGCGACAUCUGGGAUGGGCAGCCCGUGUGCAAGUGCAAGGACCGCUGCGAGAAGGAGCCCAACUUCACCUGCGCCUCCGAUGGCCUCACCUACUACAACAAGUGCUACAUGGACGCCGAGGCGUGCCUGCGCGGCACCCGCCUCACCACCGUGCCCUGCAAGCACAUCUUCACCUGGCCCGACACCAGCCCUGUGCCACAGGAGACCACAGCUCGCCCCACGCCAGGUGCCGGCCCUGAGGUGCCAGUGCCGCCCGCUCUCUACAGCAACCCCUUCCACCAGUCGGUGCGUGCCGGAGGCACCGUCAGCUUCCGCUGUGACGUGAGCGGGCGCCCGCGCCCCGACAUCACCUGGGAGAAGCAGAGCGAGCGGGAGGAGAACUUCAUCAUGCGGCCGGACCAGAUGUACGGCAACGUGGUGGUCACCAACAUCGGCCAGCUCGUCAUCUACAACGCCCGCCACGAGGAUGCCGGCAUCUACACGUGCACGGCCCGCAACGCCGCCGGGCUGCUCCGCGCCGACUUCCCCCUGUCCGUGCUGCGGCGGGAGCCAGGGGCCGCGGUGCUGGCCAGCAGCCCCCAGCCCUUCCCCAGCGCCGAGUGCCUGAAGGAGCCAGACCGGCGGCGCUGUGAGGCGCUGGAGGUGCGCUGGCACUUCGAUGCCAAGCAGGGCUCCUGCCUCACCUUCCGCUAUGGCGGCUGCGGCGCAAACAGGAACCAUUUCGAGACGUACGAGGAGUGCCGGGCUGCCUGCCUGGGCAGCGCCCGCCCUGCCUGCCUGCUGCCCGUGGUGCAGGGCCCCUGCCAGCACUGGGAGCCGCGCUGGGCGUACAACCCCCUGCUGAAGCAGUGCCACUCCUUCGUGUACGGCGGCUGUGACGGCAACACCAACAACUUCGAGAGCAAGGAGAGCUGCGAGGACGCCUGCCCCUUCCCCAAGAGCCUGCAGUGCAAGGCCUGUCGCCUGAAAAGCAAGAUGGUGCUGAGCCUCUGCCGCAGCGACUUCGCCAUCGUGGGACGCCUGAUGGAGGUCGUGGAGGACCAGGACUCCGGUAUCGCACGCUUCGCCCUCGAGGAUGUCCUCAAGGAUGAGAAGAUGGGCCUCAAGUUCUUCAACAUCAAGUACCUGGAGGUGACCUUGACCGACAUGGACUGGAGCUGCCCCUGCCCCAACAUGACAGCGGAGGAUGGACCCCUCAUCAUCAUGGGUGAGGUGCACGAUGGCAUGGCCACGCUGGACCCCAGCAGCUACGUGCGGGCAGCCAACGACAAGCGGGUGAAGAAGAUCUACGAGCUGAUGGAGAAGAAAACCUGCGACCUCCUCAACCGCUUCCAGGACUAGGGCAGAGCCGGGACAUGCCGAUAUGGGGGG
This is a messenger RNA of Melopsittacus undulatus (budgerigar), 1695 nucleotides long. It is a transcript of the gene WFIKKN1, whose product is annotated as WAP, follistatin/kazal, immunoglobulin, kunitz and netrin domain containing 1. Gene Ontology annotation, molecular function: receptor antagonist activity; serine-type endopeptidase inhibitor activity; transforming growth factor beta binding. The record is from RefSeq and is a predicted model, not a curated record. The transcript is spliced from 2 exons. NCBI's taxonomy places the organism in Eukaryota, Metazoa, Chordata, Aves, Psittaciformes, Psittaculidae. The coding region runs from base 1 to 1665 and encodes 554 amino acids. Gene Ontology annotation, biological process: transforming growth factor beta receptor signaling pathway. Gene Ontology annotation, cellular component: extracellular region.